AUGAAAUCCGUGAUCUACUUCUGCAACUGGGCGAUCUAUGAUCGCAAUCAUUUUGUUCCGGAUCUUCCGGCAGCAAAUUUGACCCAUGUCUUGUACGCGUUUGCAGACAUAGACCCUGAUACUGGGACUGUUAAGCUCUCGGAUUCUUGGGCAGAUGUCGAAAAGCAUUACGACGGUGACCGGUGGGACGAAGCUGGCAGCAACCUCUACGGGAACUUCAAGAAGCUUUUCAGAUUGAAGCAGCAAAAUCGCCGAUUGAAGGUCUUGCUAUCGAUAGGGGGCUGGACUUAUUCCCCUCACUUCGCCCCUAUGGCCGCAGACCCGAACAAGCGCGCUGUAUUUGUCUCUUCGGCACUGAAGCUUCUCAACGAUCUCGGUCUAGAUGGUCUUGAUAUCGACUGGGAGUUUCCGAAAAAUCUAGGCGAAGGCGAACAAUAUCUGCAGAUUCUACAUGACUUGAGAGUGGCGCUCGAUCAGAACUCGAGAGAUAUUCUUAGUCUCACUGGAUACCAACCCAAAUUUUACCUUACCAUUGCUGCGCCAUGUGGAGCUGAGAAUCUUGCAAACUUAUUGAUUCCGCAAAUGGAUCAAUACCUUGAUUUCUGGAAUCUGAUGGCUUACGACUUUGCGGGGCCAGCAUGGGCAACGAGGACAGGCCAUCAGGCUAAUAUUUAUGGGGAUCCGAUCUCGGCCGAUAGCGCGAUCAACCAUUACGUUCAGCAGGGCGUACCUGUACAGAAGAUUAUCUUGGGUAUGCCUUUGUAUGGCCGUGUUUUUGGAAACACUGAUGGGCUGAACAUGCCUUUCAACGGCCAUGGAGAUCGGGGAUCAUGGGAAGCCGGUGUCCUUGAUAACAAGGCACUCAGUACAAUGGCUACCAUGGACUAUACAGCUAUUGCGUCUUAUAGCUACGACCCAAUUAGCAGGACGCUGAUUACGUACGAUACUCCAGAAUGUGCUGCUUUGAAAGGGAAAUAUAUAGUCAACAAGGGUCUUGGUGGCGCUAUGUGGUGGGAAUCAAGUGGUGAUAGACCAGCAGACGCUGAGGAUUCAAUCGUGAACACAGUAAUCAAUGCCAUAGGUGGAAGGCGUCAGUUGGAUCAGGAGGCUGAAAAUAACCUCUUUUAUCCUAAUAGUGGAUAUGUCAACAUACGAGAGAAUCGUGCGCUUUGA
Messenger RNA from Myxozyma melibiosi, 1173 nucleotides. RefSeq names its product chitinase. Gene Ontology annotation, molecular function: chitinase activity; chitin binding. The transcript has 2 exons. Lineage: Eukaryota; Fungi; Ascomycota; Lipomycetes; Lipomycetales; Lipomycetaceae. The record is from RefSeq and is a predicted model, not a curated record. Gene Ontology annotation, cellular component: extracellular region. Bases 1 to 1173 code for a protein of 390 amino acids. Gene Ontology annotation, biological process: chitin catabolic process; carbohydrate metabolic process.